Messenger RNA from Gossypium raimondii (Peruvian cotton), 1106 nucleotides. RefSeq lists its product as uncharacterized. Bases 162 to 899 code for a protein of 245 amino acids. Lineage: Eukaryota; Viridiplantae; Streptophyta; Magnoliopsida; Malvales; Malvaceae. The record is from RefSeq and is a predicted model, not a curated record. The transcript is spliced from 6 exons.
AUAAAUAAAUAAAUUCAAUUACCUCCCUUUUCUUUAAUUUGCGAUUUCCCUGUGAUAGGGGAAUUUCUUUUCUUUUUUCUUUUCUUUUUUAGAUUCAAUAUGGCUUGAAAUCCGGGGAUCUUAGGUGAAUUUUCUUUUAGAUUUGUUUUAGUUCUGGCGAGAUGGAGAUAGAGGUAACGGGUUCGAGCAGCAAGGAAUCGUUUGCGAUGGAAGUAGGGGGGUUGAAGAGAAAAGUUGUGGAAGAGAAAGAUCAGGUUCGUGUUACGAGGAAGACUUUGCAAGCUGUGCUGGAACAGUGCCAAAGAGCUAUCGAAUCGAUUAGUAACAGCGAAGGUGGAAUUGACGAUGACGACGAGGAUGAUAAAGAUGACAUGGAUCCUCAAGGGGAAGCCAGUGGCGUCGGUCUUCAAAGAGAUCAAGAAGUCGACGAGUUGUGCGAUCUUCUGAAAUCUAGAGUUCAAUGCUCUGAUUUUCUAGAAAAGCUAGAGUGUGCUCGGGUGCCAAUUUCAGAAAACGUUUCAGAAGGUAGUUCUUGGGACAUGGUCAAUGAUAAUGAUCUUUGGGAAGAUAAAGAUGUUGAUUUGGAUCAAGAAGAUUAUGUUCUUGUUAGGCAGGAAGAUAUAGUAGAAGGCAUUGCAUGUUUUAUGGCCGCAUAUUUGCUGUCACUUAAACAGACCAAGGAUUUGAGCCCCAAUCAACUUCAGGAAGCACUGAGCAAGACCUUCUCUGUGAAAAAGAAAAAGGGAAAGCUUCGAAAGGCAUGGGACGGAAGCAAAGUCGUUUAUAAUGUGGCAUCCUGGGGAGCAACUGCAAUUGGGAUAUACCAAAACCCUCUACUUCUAAGAGCUGCCUCGAAAGCCUUCUGGGUUUCCUGUAAUGUUUUAUCAAAGCUUAUCUGAUUUCCUUCUACUUGCAUUACUUGGAGAACGGAGUUUGGUGUUUAGCAAGUUGUGUAAACAUGAAUAUACACUAUUAUUCUUUUAUUUUCUGCAACAAAUCCAUUGAUCUUUCAUCUGUCAAAAUAUUUUUCAUCCUUUGUAAAUAUUAAUUUCUCGAAGAAUAUCUGAUUGCAAUUCAAAUUCAUUGGCAUUUCAAUUGAAGCAAAA